Hypomesus transpacificus is the source of this 3735-nucleotide messenger RNA. RefSeq lists its product as uncharacterized. NCBI's taxonomy places the organism in Eukaryota, Metazoa, Chordata, Actinopteri, Osmeriformes, Osmeridae. The record is from RefSeq and is a predicted model, not a curated record. The transcript is spliced from 2 exons. Gene Ontology annotation, molecular function: RNA polymerase II cis-regulatory region sequence-specific DNA binding; DNA-binding transcription factor activity, RNA polymerase II-specific. The coding region runs from base 291 to 1043 and encodes 250 amino acids. Gene Ontology annotation, biological process: regulation of transcription by RNA polymerase II.
CCGGCUUUCAGAGUCAGACACAAUGAACCGUCAGACUAUGUGAGGUACGCAUGCUGGGCAGGCGCCACGUUCACGUUUAGCCAGAGUCGUUUUCCUUUUUGUUUGAUAUUAUUUUACAUUUUUCGACUAUAUUUAUCAACAGUCUUUGAGAAGGUAAAUAAUUGUCUAUAACGGGCCGUUUUCGAGCUUGUUUGACAAAACGAGGUCGAAAUCCGAAGCCAGUCGCUAACACGACUGAAAACAACAAGACCAUUUUUGUUUCGACAAUAGAAGGCUAACAACGUACGAUAAUGUCGUUAUCUGUGUACUCGGAUUACUUCGCCGCUGAAUGUUUAGUGUCGAUAUCUAGUGGUCCUGUCCUACAUCGACCCACCCCGGUAGCCCCUGCUGCCACCCAGCCCCGUCCACAGGCCCAGCUUCCCGGGGAGCCUGAAGGGUCGAACGAGGACAGGGAGGUGAGUGAGACGCUGAGACUUGAAGGGGCCAACAUGAUGACUGUGGCUGGAAUCCUUACCGACCUCCACGGCAAGUUCCGCCCCAUGUCGGCCUACUCAGAGAGCAGCAACUCCUCGUGCGGGGAAAGCGGCUACACCACGUUGUCUGACUCAACUACCCCCACUAUGACCCCCUCUGCCACUCCAAUUCCUGGACAGUACAAUGCCACUCAGCAGCAAUGGGGAGGAGGGCCGCCCCGGUCCCCUGUGAAACGACAUCAGUGUACUUUCAUAGGGUGUGACAGAGUUUACGGGAAAUCAUCUCAUCUGAAAGCGCACAUCAGAACACACACAGGUGAGAGGCCCUUCCCCUGCACCUGGCCAGACUGUGACAAGAAGUUUGCCCGCUCGGACGAGCUGGCGCGUCACACUCGCACCCACACCGGAGAAAAGCGCUUCUUGUGCCCACUGUGCGAUAAGCGCUUCAUGCGCAGCGACCAUCUGAUCAAGCAUGCCCGCCGCCACCCCGACUUCCAGCCGUCUAUGUUGGGGCGUAAAAGCUGCUCUGGAGGUCAGGGUGGGGCCUCCAGCCCCUCUCUGGGUCAGUAGGAGGAGGCUUGAGCCUGGUCCUGGGACCUGAGGUCUGCUCUGGUCAUACAGAGUAGUCCUUACCUGUGCACCUGCCAAGCCCCAGUUCCACUCAUUCACCAUCACUCACCCCACAGGACCUGGCAGGAGGGCCGAGGAGUCAGCCCACCCUCCCAUCGCACCUCAGAAAGAAGAGAUCUUGUCUCACCUGACCUCGUUUUCACCACACAACCUCAUUCUCUCAAAACUUUAACAGAAAACUCUCAAAUGCAGGGAUUUGUCCACACAACACACAUACACACGCGUCAGCCAAAUGUUUUUCCCUAUAUUUUGAUGUCAUUAGAAAUAUGGUAUGAGAUCUUUUAAUGUGCACACUUUACCUUCCUUGAUAGUGGCCCUUGUGAGGUAGUGAGGCAGAGUUGACUAGAGGCUUUUAGCAGCUUGGCUAAAUCCAUGUUUAAGUUUUAGAGUUUGCACAUUCCAUUAUUAUUAUUAUUAUUAUAGUUUUUCCUUUUAGUUUAAUUAGUUGCCAUAGUUAUGUUUCAAAACAUCCAGUUUUGCAAUAUGUCCUCCAAUUACUAUCAUUGUGAAUGCUGGUCCCUUCCAUUGUUGAGACCAAUGGACCACACUAAUCCAGAAGUCUCCAUCUUUCCUUCAUCAAUGAAAUGCUGGCACACCAUAAAUCUAGUAGUAUGUCAGAGACCGAUGCAAAUGUUUAAUAAGCUUUAAGCUUUUAUUCUAGAGAUAUCUUUAAAAAAUACUAUUAGCACGAGUAAUACUUGUGAUGAAUUGUAGUCCUUAUAUUAGGGGUGACAGAUUAUAUGCUUGGAUAGGAUAGUGCUGCUUGUGAGUUUUUGUGCGCGUGUCUUAUUUACGUUUUUGUUAGAGAAAGAAAAAUUCUGCUCUUCCCACUGUGUCCAUUUUAUGGACUCUUAAUUACUUUAUCUCAGUGAACAACACUUCAGGAAACUCAAAGCCUUAAACUAUUUCAGACUUCUUUUGCACCAUGUUUACAGUCAGAUCAUUUCUACAGGUAUAUGCCAAUGUUGGCACAUUUACAAAUACACAUAUAUGCAAUAUGGCACUUUUUCUUACAGGUGUUGUUUAUAAUUCUAUUUGGCUAGUAAAAAAUUGCACUGUGUUGAUGUGCUUCAAGUGGACACUGUGGAAUUUGAUGCAAUGUGUGCAUCUCUCAUUGCCAGUUGCUUUAGAAAGCGUGAUGCAGAUAGCUUUGCAUUAUGUAUUAUUUAGAUUUUAUAGAUGUUUUUGCUUUUAUGGUCAUUAAGGUCCUCUCCUCAUUGUAAUGACUUAACUAUGUAUCUUGCUUUUUUCAUACUUCAUUGGAACACACUGUAUUUACUUCUUGAAAAGCUUUGUUUCACAACUGUCAAACGGUAAGACUGCGUCAAAAGUCACCCCAGGCCGUUUAUUCCCUAGAUUGGUGGAUUUUCUAAAUCCCAUGAUUCAUAUCUACAUGACACUGUAGUGAUUCAUAUCUACAUGAGACAUGAGACACAUGGGGUGAUAAAAGCCAGGGCAUGUUAUUGUCCAGAUCUUAUGGCACCUCUUCAUACUCAAUGUCUUCCCUUGUCUUAUUCCAGACCAACAUUCAUUGGUGACGAAUGAAUCUGAUUUCAUUGGUCACUUUCCUGCAUUUGUAGACCACUGCUUAUUGAUAAAAAUGUACUCACCCAGCAAGUACAUUCUUCAAGGAUCUUGAAAAUCAGUUGACAGUUCUGUUGGUAACUGCUGGCAGUUAUCUUGACAUAAAUGGACUAUUAAACUGUCAAACCACAACAACACAUGACCUAGUAAAUAUAUACGUGUCCUUAGAUCUCACUUUACAAAUGGGUUUGUGUUUGCCCUUGUUGACUCAUCAAAGUAAGAAUUUCACCAUAGCAAACGUUUUACCUCAAGAUUUAUAUUUAGAGUGUUGUCUUCUGUUGGUAGCAGCUCCAUUUGCAAUAGGGCAUGUCAAUGAAUCCGGUCCUACCUUUAGAGAUGAUCCCAAAGCCAUUGAGCCUUGGAUAUUGGAUACUUUUGAUCCUCAACUGAUACAACAUCCAGCAAGGGAUAUAAUUUCUGUUCUUCCAGCACAUUCCCAUGUAUGCAACGUUGUUCUGUGCUUUGCUCUGUUUUGGACCUACCGCAAUAUAUUUACACCUGUCUGGAUAUUCAAUAGGCCAUUUGUGUUGCAAACCACUAUAUCUGGCUUUGGGUACAAACAUUUCUAAGACUUUCCUAUGCUGCGCUGCCUUGCUGGAGGCACAACCUGCUGUGGUGUUCCACCCUCCACUAAUUCAAAUAUGCACAUUGUUUGUACAGAACAUACUUUUUUAGAUUGAUGCCUAAUUCUUACAUUAAUGAUGCAAUUUUCUAUCCUCUUACUCAAGCGUUUUGUCUAUAAGAGGAACUGGAACUAAUUUAAUACUUGCUCCAACGUACUGUUUAAUAUUUAUGCUCUCAGGUGUCUUGAACUCAAACCUGGGAUUUCCAUAUUACCUGUGCAACACCCAAGUACAAGUGUGUUUUGUUUCUGUUAUUUUGAUUAAUUUAUUACAACUAUAAUUUGUGUGGUUUAAUUAUCUUUUUCAUAGCUCAUAGUUAUUUUGGGGAGGGGGGGGAUAUGGAACACUACAAAAAAUGUGUUUCAUUGUUUGCUUGAUAUCAAACUGCCGGCGCUUUUUUUAAUAAAUAAAAUUCUUAAGUUGAA